GCUCAGCCUGCGGGAAGGGCGGGCGGGGAGCUGGUUCUUCCCCCUCGCGCCGUGCUGGGCCCUGCGAGUCAGCGGCCUGUGUCGCCAUGGGGCGGCUGGUGACGCUGGGCUUGCUGGGGAUCGCAGUGGCGCUCCUGGGCGAGAGGCUGCUGGCGCUCAGAAAUCGACUUAAAGCCUCCAGAGAAAUUGAAUCCAUAGACCUUCCAAACUGCCACCUAAUUAAAGGAAUUGAAGCUGGCUCUGAAGAUAUUGACAUUCUUCCCAAUGGCCUGGCUUUCUUUAGUGUGGGUCUUCAAUUUCCAGGACUCCACAGCUUUGCACCAGAUAAACCUGGAGGAAUAUUAAUGAUGGAUCUAAAUGAAGACAAACCUAGGGCACUGGAAUUAAGAAUCAGCCGAGGGUUUGAUUUGGCUUCCUUUAAUCCACAUGGCAUCAGCACAUUCAUAGACAAUGAUGACACAGUUUAUCUCUUUGUUGUAAACCACCCUGAAUUCAAGAAUACAAUAGAAAUUUUUAAAUUUGAAGAAGAAGAAAAUUCUCUGUUGCACCUGAAAACAAUCAAGCAUGAGCUUCUUCCCAGCACAAAUGAUAUCAUAGCCAUUGGACCAAUGCAUUUCUAUGCCACCAAUGACCACUACUUCUCUGAUCCUUUCUUAAAGUAUUUGGAGACAUACUUGAAUUUACACUGGGCAAAUGUUGUUUACUACAGUCCAAAUGAAGUUAAAGUGGUAGCAGAAGGAUUUGAUUCAGCAAAUGGGAUCAAUAUUUCACCUGAUAAAAAGUACAUCUAUGUGGCUGACUUAUUGGCUCAUGAAAUUCAUGUGUUGAAAAAACAGCCUGAUAUGAAUUUAACUCAAGCAAAGGUACUCUCACUGGAUACCCUGGUGGAUAAUUUGUCUAUUGAGCCUUUCUCGGGGGACAUCUGGGCUGGUUGUCAUCCUAAUGGCCAGAAGCUAUUCGUGUAUGACCCAAGCAAUCCUCCCUCAUCAGAGGUUUUGCGCAUCCAGAACAUUCUAUCCGAGAAGCCUACAGUAACAACAGUUUAUGCCAACAAUGGAUCUGUCCUUCAGGGAAGCUCUGUGGCCUCAGUCUACAAUGGCAAGCUGCUCAUCGGCACUUUAUACCACAGAGCUUUAUACUGUGAACUCUAAAUUGUGUUUUUGGUAUAUAAGUGUGAUAACCUCUAACAAUUAAUUUUCUAUGAGUCACUCAUUUUGAGGGAAUUUAACCAGCAAUAUUGACCCAGAUUUGUAUGGCAAAUAUAGUUAAUUUUAUUGCAGCAAGGAAAGUCUCCUUCAGUUCUUAUAGCAUUUUUAACAUAAAAGGAAAAUGAACAUUUGUUUAAUGCCAAGCAAGGGAGAGGAAGGAAAACUGCUUUCCUGUAAAAUGAGUAUAUUUUGCAAACAUGUGCCUCACCUUUGCCUUCCAACUACAGAACCUCAUGAGUCCACUGAAACAGGUGAAUUGUCUCCUAAAAGUGUUAAGUGACCUCAAUUUCCACCUGGUGUCCACUGUGAGUGUUCAGAACUACUGACAGAUAACGUUGUGAAGUUUUGUAUUCACAUCUUUGUUUACUAUUAAAGAGGUGAAAUUAUAUUAAAGACUAACACAUCCAA
Molecule: messenger RNA, 1616 nt
Organism: Heterocephalus glaber (naked mole-rat)
Lineage: Eukaryota; Metazoa; Chordata; Mammalia; Rodentia; Bathyergidae
Gene: Pon2
Product: paraoxonase 2
Biological process (GO): response to toxic substance
Cellular component (GO): extracellular region
Molecular function (GO): arylesterase activity
Source: RefSeq, a predicted model, not a curated record